Perkinsus marinus ATCC 50983 is the source of this 8775-nucleotide messenger RNA. RefSeq lists its product as hypothetical. The coding region runs from base 1 to 8775 and encodes 2924 amino acids. The transcript has 4 exons. NCBI's taxonomy places the organism in Eukaryota, Perkinsozoa, Perkinsida, Perkinsidae. The record is from RefSeq and is a predicted model, not a curated record.
AUGAGUUUCCAAAAUCGAGGAACGUCUUCCCGUUCCUCUGAGGAAUAUGUGGGAGACCUGCGGAGUCGUCAGGGACUGACCACGACUACUACGAAUCGCGGGGAGGCCCAAUCGGGUACUACGGUUUUGGAAGGUCUGUCUGAGAAACUCCCCGCAUCCAACGGCAGUAGCGCCUCGGUGGUUGAGAAGCUGCGUGCCGAGAACUCAAAGUUGCAAACGGAUAUGCUCAGACUUGUGAAGCAAAAUCGACAGCUUCUGGACGAGAACAAGAAGCUGAAGGUGCAGAAGCAAGUCAUGGUUCACAGCGAAGAGGGCCUCAGGAGGGUUCUUGAUCAAGACCCCUUUGUGAAUAUGUCCUGUUUCGGUCAUAAUAACUACAAGAAUGUAUCGGACUUGUACUUCGAGCUGCAGCAUGAAAUUUGUUGGCUCGAGCGCGACGACAGAGGCCUCCGCCGGGUUCUCGAUGUGGUCAUCGUUCGCCUCUCCUACAAGGACCUCGUUCUUGUCGAAUCACACGAGCAGAUGUCAGACGGCAGAGUGAGGAGCCGCAAUUUGCUCCCGGGUGUCAAGAAGCGUCUAUCUGAAACCAUCGGAGCUGCUCUCGAACGGUGGAUCCAUAAGGAGUUGGGAUUGAACUUCGACUGUCUCAAGCAGGCGGCCGCAUAUUCUUACUCUGAGCAGGAGGCUGACAGCUCCCUGUCGUACCCGAUUCGUGUGUUAUUUCGUCUCCACGAAAUGUCGUAUCAACUGAUACCCGAUGCGCUGAGCAAGGAGCAACUCGCUCGAAUAGGACUCCCCAAAGGGCACUCUUUUCAGACUUCGGAGGAUCUGUGUGAAGCCGUGAACGAUGACUCUGAUAACAAUGCGGAUCACGGGGCGGUUAUUUCGAGGGGCGGCAGCUCCUCGUGUUGUGGUUAUUUGAAAUCAGCUGUUCACUUUUGGGGGUGGUAUCAGAUGUCUUCAUGGGAGGCGGUGAACUCUGCGAGUCGGCAGACUAAUGCAGCGGAGAACAUCGAUCUCAGUGCUGCGAUAGAUAGGGCGCUCGGAUCGCAUCCUAAUCGGGCCGUUUACACACAGCUUCUGCUGCGUAUGUUUGGUGCAGCUUUCGAUUGCACGAGGCUGUCUGGUGGUUUUGGUGGUGGUUUGGUGCUCAGAGUGCAGCCCUUCGACUUGAGAGGCCGGCGAGAAGAGCCCGUUAUAGUGAAGUUGGAUACUAAGGAGUCAGUGGAGACUGAAGUUGCCAAUGCUAGGGAGGUGUAUGAAGUCCUGAGCGAUCAAGCUGCUCGCAUCCUCGGCGAGCCGAUCUAUGUUGGAGACUCUGGGGCGUUUAAACUGGAACUGGCUGGUGCAUGCUGGCAUGUUCCGGAGCUGGCCAACAGCUCAACGACGCUCUUGAACACUUUCAAAGAUCUGUAUAUUUAUGAGUGUGAGCAGAUGCUCAUUCCAGAUACGGAGACGCCUUCUGCUCGGAGACCUUUCGGGAAUGUGAGCUGUGUGAUAAGUGAAUUCUUCGGCAGAGGCGGUAUAUUACAGUCUUUACGUAGUGGUGGCAUCUCUCGACAAGAAGAGAAUACGUGGGACUUCUACGCGAGGAAGAUAAAGGGUAUCAGUGAUGAGCGAAUGGCAGAGGUUCGAACCCUGGUUAGUUCAUUAUACAUGCCCGCCGCUGGCCAAAUGUUGCCAGCUAUCAAGGCGAAGGUGCAGCUCGUUAAGGACACCUUGGCGAAUAUGAAAACUCCAUGGCACGCCCUGGUUGGACUGGCCCAUGGUGACUUAAACGGCGCUAAUAUUAUCAUUGAUGCUAUGGAUGCCGUAUGGCUCAUCGAUUUCGCGACUUCUGAGAGGCUCCCGCUAUGCACAGAUUUGGCUAAAAUGGAAGUCUGUAUGUUUUUGGAGUAUGCGUGUAUACCUAUAGCCGUCAAUAUGCUUCUCAACUCACUGCAGGCGUGUGGUCCGCCGAAAAUGCACCCUAAGUUGAUGUCGGACUGGCUCAGGAUUGAUCUGGAGCUAGCCGAACGGCUCUACCCUCGUCUGUGUUCGCUGAGGGGUUCUGAUAUCGCGCUACAUUUCGCUAUUGAUGCUGCUUGUAAGGAUGGGUUUGCGGACAAGGCACCGAUGCUGAAGGGCCGGCUGACUACUGACGCUAAGGUCACCAUUGAUGCAGUUCGUCAAGCGUUGCAGUACGUUGAUAGGAACUUGGUCAGCACGGCACCACGCCACGAGGGUCUGAACUCAGCUUUGGAUUGUGAGCGGAAUACCUCUACGACCUCUACUGUGAAGUCAUCUGAUAUUGCUCCUCCUGGCACACCGUUGAAACAGCUAUCGAUGCCAGCGAUGUGUUUGAGACCAGACAGUGGCUCCCCGCUUCCCCCCAGUAGGGAAACUACCAAUUCUAGCUUUGUCUCGGCGACAAGUGACGACCCGCGCGAACCGCGACCGUUCGCGGAUGCAUAUGGUACAAGAAUUGGUGGUCGAUCAGUGACUAAUGACUCAUCGCAGGAGUUUAUGGAUAUUGUUGAUGGUGGCGAGGAGCUGGCGCCUCUCUCUUUGGAGGAUAUUGCUGUGAAUCCGGCAUCACCUGAUAGUCGGCUCCGUACAGGCUCUCUGCUGAGCUCGGCUGAGUUUGAGGAGGAGGCGGUCCGAUACAGAGCUAUGAUGAAGUCUCAAUAUGCUUAUGAGGUCGACUCGAUCAGUGGUCAUCAGAUGGAUGUGAUGCAGGCUUGUGCGAACUUCCGGUUGGUACCGUGGAGGGAAGGUGCUGGUCAUAAUACUAUGUUCGACAUAGAGCAGUGUAUUCGGCGUGUGGACGAUCGGCUCAACGGCAAGUGCUUCGCACGGCAGUUCUUGGUCUCUGGUGCUCCAGGGUCGGGAAAGAGCUGUUUGCUCAGAAGGUUGGUCAUCUACUGUCUGAAUAGUCAGAACGAUCUCUUGCCUCUGGUGAUUCCUGUGAGGGAGCUCGCCAAGAACUACGUCCUGUUGACUCAACAUACUGAUGAACGUUUGAGCACGUCGUCCUCUUCGAGUGCUGCUGCUGCCGGUGAUAACUCCUGCUGCUUGUUCGACGCUGAUGCCGACGGUCCUGAUCCAGAGACGCUGCUGGAGGCUUGGAUGAGAUCCCGUCUUGGCGACGAGUCGAGCCGCCUGUAUCUGAUGCGCAUGAUGCUCGCUAGCGGUCGGUUGUUGAUUCUCAUGGAUGGUCUCGAGGAAGCUGGCUCUGCCAAGUGUACAAUAGAGAAGCUACUCUCAUUGCUUGCUGUCAAUAAGCAUCGUGUCGUUUGCACCGUUAGGGAGGGCUACCUCAGUGAUCACUCGCAAGAGAGUCUGACAGCUUCAGGUUUUGAAGGCUCGAGCCUCUCGUUGCUGGAUGCUGAACAAUGUCGGUUCGUGGCUAAUGCUCGCCUUGGUCAGGCUAGUGCUGCGAAGUUCGAGGACUUUCUGAACGAGUUCCGGGAUAAGGUCGCCAGUUCGCCAGAGGGCGUCGAGUUCAUCAACACCCCGGCUUGCCUGAACAUGCUGCUAUGUUAUUGGGAGCAGAAGCAUCCAGGAUCGCUCUUCUGGUCGGACUCCAAUGCCAGCUUCAACACGAUGAGGAGGAUCGAAUCCCAGCCCCUCGAUGAGGAGGACCUCUCGGGGCCGAUGCUACCCCAGGCCCCUCCAAUGCUUGCGUCUUCGCCGAGCCGCAUGAUCAGCGGACUGUUAACGCCGACCGACGACGGUUCACAAGGCGAUCCCAACAGCUUGUCGAUCUCGGAUGUUUACCGAGUUUCGAUGUCCGUGUUGCUCCAGAGGGUUGUUAUGAAGCAUCAAGCCGACCGUGCUAAGGUGAAGGACACUGUUGACCGAUACAGAACCCUCUUGGAGACGAUCGCUUUCUUUAUGAUGGUCGAGCGGAAGAACCGUUUCUCGGAGGACGACGUUGUGAGAUGGGGUCUCGUCAAAUCUGAGUCUAACUCGGCAGCCUGGAGAGGUCUUUCUCUGUCUAUCAGUAGAGGUCGCCUGCCGCUCCUUGCUAGGCUGGCGGGUUCUAAGGAGACUUCGAAGCUAUAUCGGUUCGUCUUUGCUUCCUUCCAGGACUUUCUGGCGAGCGGAGCUUUGACAAGGGGCCUCCGGGACGAAGAAGAACUACCCUCUCUAGAAGAAUUGCUUGGGGCCGGCUCGCAUGGGGACGACUGGUGGAACACUUUUCUGAACAUGGUCGUGGACAGGAGUCCAUCGAAAUUCAAGAAGCUUUUCGAGAGGCGGUGUUGUAACUGGAAGCCCAGCGAACAUGACGGUGACACGCCGCUGCAUGCAGCUGCGCGGAAUCGACGGCUUACUAUUUUCGUGGCUCUGCCGCAGCUGAGCGAAUGUGUGCGGAAGUAUAUGAAUGUCUACAACAACAAAGGGUUGCUUCCUCUCCAUGAGGCUGCCAAAGCAGGCAAUGCUAUGGCUUGUGAAGCUAUGAUCUCGGGAGGUUACGCCGAUCUCUGGGCUCAAGCGAAAUACUCGGGCUGGGUGCCGUUGCAUUUUGCUGCUGCUAAUCACCAGAAAGCUGUCAUUGACGUUCUGCUGGAGGCCGCGAGGAAGGAAGGGGCUCUGCUCGGAAGUCGAGAAGGUCGCCGGGUUGCCCUGCCGAAGCUGCAAGUGUGUGGUCAUCAGUUAGCUAUGGACAUCGUCUCGAAGGACUGUACGCUGACUGAUGAGGAGUUCGUGUCGAGAGCGAAGAAAACUUUCCCUGAGCUCUCCUACUUCCGCGGGCGAAGCGAUACUACUCCCGAUCAAAGUGCUGCUGUUGCACUUGACCCAGCUGAUAUUGAGUUCCGGCGUACUAUGGGUGCGCUGCUCUCGGUAUUCUGGGUAUGUGCCGAUCGGUAUGACGACUUCGUGCGGAACCAACCUCCAAGCAACAGGCUCUCGAAGGAGAACUGGAGUCAUCUUCAGCGGUGGGUUAGGAACGUCGUUAAGCUGACCGACCCGCAAGAGCCAGACGCUGUCGAUGCGAUGCUAUGCUUCAUGUCGAUACAUGACUUGGGUAAGAUGAAGGACUUCAGAGAGGAGUUGGCUCCAGGAUAUCAGGACCACGACGCUGGUCUGUCGUACAUCCUGAGCAGGUCGCCUGAGGUGCUCCCGAGCUACUGUCGUCUUCCCGACAAGUACCAGCUCUUGAUCGAGACUUCUCUGAAGGUGGAUUUCAACUUCGGUCAAUUUCUGCAAGCUGAGAACCUGCCCGCGAACAUCAAGAAUGUGAAGUCGUUACUCGGGAAUAAGGGUGAUGUUGCUCUAGCUUUCUACCUCUUCCAUAUCUUCGCGGAUAUGGCCGGCAUUAUGGGAGCUAAGAGCCUUGAUGGAAGUAUGUUUAUGACAGAGACCAUGUUCAACAACUUCAAGAAGGGUCUUACUACUCUGCAGCUGCUAACGCACGAGACCAUGAAUGACACCUACGACUCCUUCUUGAAACUGCGUGCCAAAGAGCAGGGUCUUGCAUUCCAGACUCCGACUGACAGGGCGAUCAUCAGGUUAGCCUGCUGUUCGCGAGUUUUCGAUGAAGAGGGUGGUCGAGCGGUAUUGGACGCGUGGAAUCAGCUGGAGCCGAACGAGCAGACCAAGCUCACUGACUAUCUCAACCGCGACGGAAUUCACAAGUCGCCUGGUUUCCUUAUCUACUAUAUGCCGGCUUUCAUGGAGAACGCUCGGAAGAAUCCUGAUGUCGGUUUGGUUCUGGCGAUGCGCCUUCUCUUGAGGAUCUAUGAUGCUGCUGCUGUGGAGUAUGGGGUGUCUUCUGAACCUUACGGAGAUGCCUUGCACUAUCCUGGUUCGCAAUCAGAAAGGUCGGCCUCGGAGGAUUCGGAUGUUAUCACCAUUCACAUCGCGGAGGUCGCUGAACUUGCUCGCCAAUGUGACUCGGCUGUUGUCUUCAAGUCUACCUUUUUCCGCAUCCACCGAGCUGAGGGAGACCGGGGUAAGUGCGAGGGGCAAGUCCGGCUGGCACCGUGGCGGCUGUGGACGUCGGAGGAGAAACUUGCGGCACUGAGUGCUUUUGGCCGGGAAAAUGCUGAGUUCUUGCUGGGGGGUAGCUGCGAGCAGACAAAGCUCCUCGAUGAUUUCAAGAGGAUCUACCCGGAGCUGCAGUACUUCCGAGACACUAUCGGGAAUACUGAUUGUUCUCCUGAUGCGAUUCACCCUUCUGCUACGCUUUCAGACAGUGAAUCUGAGUAUAGGCGGACUGUUUGCGCGAUGCUCUGUGUCUACUGGAUCUGCACUGACAACUACGGUGACUUCACGAAGAACCAGACUCCAGCUGAGCGACUUAGUCAUGAGAGUUGGCGCAGGCUGCAGUGGUGGGUCAAGAACGUUGUGAAACUGACGGGUGAUCCCAUUGCGGUGGAUGCGAUGCUAUGUUUCAUGGCCAUUCACGACUUGGGCAAGAUCCGUGAUAUCCGAAGGGACUUGUCUCCGGGUAUUCGAGAUCACGACAAAGCUCUCUUGUAUAUCAUCGAGAAUACCCCCGCAGUACUCCCUAGCUAUCUGAGGUUGCCUGCCUUCUACCAGAAGCUGAUACAUUCCGCACUUACUGUGGAGUUCAACUUUGGUCAGUUUCUGCAGGGCGAAAAUCUGCCGGCCAACUUGGUGAAGGUGAAGACUAUGCUGGGUGACGAGGGGAAGGAUGCUUUGUCGUUCUAUCUGUUCCACAUCUUCGUUGACAUUGCUGGUAGCUCCGGCACCCGCACUUGGGAGGGAAGUUUGAACAUGGAUCAGUCUCUAUACAGUACCUUCCAGGAUGGCGUCAACUGUUUGGAGAUGCUUACCACGGAGAGCGUCGAUGAUGUGUACAAGUCGUACUUGACUAGGCGAGCGCGGGCGACUGGGGCAGAUGUGGUCAACAGAGCAGACUUCGCUCUGGCCCGGCUGAGCUGUCAAGCCCGUGUCAGUGACUUUAGUGAUGCCGAGGAAGUCACAGCUGUGUGGAACGAAGGGUUGACUCCAGCAGAGCGCUCGGCCCUCACGGAAUUUCUCACUAGAGAUGGUAUUGUUGGUCGCCCCGGCUACCUUGUUUACUAUGCUCCCGCUUUCUUGUGCAACUGCAAGCGGAAUGACUCCGUGGGCCUGUUAUCUGCUGUGAGGAUGCUUUUGAAAGUCUACGAGACUGCUGAAGACGAGUUUGGUGACGCUGCGCUGUACCAAGAUGGCUACGUCACAAUCCACAUUAAGGAUUUGGCUAUUCUUGGAGCUACAUAUUCUGCCCGAAUGCCCUUCGACCAGAUGAAACUGUUCCUGACCAAGAUUAACGCUUCCGAGGCGAUGGUCGAGGGGAAGCCCUGGAUUCCAGUCACAGAUGAAGCGCUACUGGCUCGUCAUCGGAAUGCGGGCUUGCGCUUAGCGCAGGAUAUCUUGAGCAACUCAUGCACAGAGACCGACUUCCUGCUGCAGAUCCGUUCUGUCUAUCCCGAGUUGGGCUACUUCAAGGGGCGGAUUGAUCUCACUCCUGAUGCCUCGGCUUCAGUACCGCUCGCUGCCGCAGAAGUUGAGAGUUUGAGGACCCAAGGGGCGAUGCUGAGUGUAUUCUGGGUGUGCUCUAACCAGUACGACCAGUUUGUGAGGGGGCAGAAUCCUAAGGAUCGUCUCAGCGAGCGCUCUUGGCAAGCUAUUCGGCAGUGGAUUACCGACGUGGUGAAGAUCAAGACUGUACGCGACGCGGAGCUCCUGGAUGCCUUUCUGUGCUUCACAGCGAUCCACGACCUCGGUAAGAUGAACGACUUCCGAGCAGAUGUUGUACCUCACGAAAUUCGUGACCACGACGCUGCUCUUGGGUACAUCAUGGACCACUGUCCUGAAGUUCUGCCUAGCUAUAAGAGCCUGUCCGACCACUACAAGGACUUAAUACGGACUUCACUUCGUGUUAACUUCAACUUUGGACAGUUCCUCCAGGGUGAGAAUCUACCGGCAAAUCUGGUCGGCGUGAAGCGGCUUUUCAAGGACAAGACCACUGAUGCUAUGCCCUUUUUCCUAUUCCACAUAUUUGCUGAUAUGUCUGGGAUUUUGGGUGCGAGAUCUCUGGAAGGAAGCCUCUUCAUGACUGAGACCAUGUACAACAACUUCGCCCGAGGAAUUGACGCCCUCCAGGAGCUACAGACUGGUUCUCCUCGGGAUGUAUAUGAUCGCUUUCUUCUCAAACGAGCGGCUGAGAGCUUCCCGAAGAUCACUAAUAGAGCGGAUCGAGCAUUUGCAAGGCUGGUGUGUCUAUGUCGUAUCUUCAACCCAGCUGACACGCGGCUACUGCAAGAUGCCUUCGACGACUUGCCUGCUGCCAAGCGUGAGGAGCUUGUAGAGCACCUCAACAGAGAUGGUAUUGACGAGAAGCCCGCGUAUCUGCUGUAUUAUGCACCAGCGUUCAUGGAGAACUGCAAGCGGAAUCCGGUUCUCGGUCUUGGUCCUGCUUUGAAGCUGUUGGUGAGAAUCUAUGAAUUGGUCGACGAGGCUUUCAAGGUUGACUCUACAUCUCCAAAGGAGGAGCCCGAUGACUCAGAGGUCGACGAUAAUGUGAAGACUGAGGUGGCCGUUUCUAGCAGUGUUGGAUGCACUACAGAUGCAACUGGUGCACCCUGUGAAGUUGAAAAACCUACAAGCUCGUCGCCUGACCACCUCCCAGGGGUGGUGACUGCUCAUUUGCGAGAGGCUGCGGACUGGGUGAAACAGUUGCGGGACUACUCGCAAUUCUCAGAGAAUCGGCUCGUUAUGCAACGCAUUAGUCCGAAUGAGGCUGUCGUCCACGUGGUAUCACUCUCUGUGAAUAUGUAG